GUCUGGAAGUGUCAGAAAUCAUUGGACAGAGAUUUACUCUUUUGUGGAAAGCCUAGCUGAGAAGUUCAUAAGUCCAAUGUUGCGGAUGUCUUUCAUUGUUUUUUCUUCACGAGGCACUACAGUCAUGAAACUAACAGAAAACAGGGAAGCCAUAAGACGAGGGCUCGACAUUCUUCAGUAUGAAGUGCCUGGAGGAGACACGUUCAUGCAUGAAGGAUUUAAAAGGGCAAAUGAGCAGAUUUACCACGAAACCUAUGGAGGAGUUCGGACCGCUAGUGUGAUUAUUGCUCUGACGGAUGGAGAAUUGCAAGAUGUUCAGUUUUAUUAUGCAGAACAAGAAGCCAACAGAGCCAGAAGCUUUGGAGCUAUUGUUUAUUGUGUUGGAGUGAAAGAUUUCAAUGAAACUCAGCUGUCAACAAUUGCUGACAGCAUCGAUCAUGUUUUUCCAGUUACGGGAGGCUUUUAUGCCCUAAGAGGAACCAUUGAUUCAAUUCUCAAGAAAUCUUGCAUUGAGAUCCUAGCGGCUGAACCAUCGAGUGUUUGUGCAGGAGAAUCAUUUCAAGUUGUGGUAAGAGGCAACGGCUUUUAUUAUGCAAGAAAUAUCGACCAGGUACUCUGCAGCUUCAAGCUCAACGACAGCCUUACUAUCAAUGAAAAGCCGACCCUUGUUCACGAUACUUACUUACUUUGUCCUGCCCCAGUGAUAGAAGAUGCUGGACAGGUGGUUUUCCUACAAGUCAGCAUGAACAACGGGCUAACGUUCAUCUCCAGCUCUGUCAGCAUCACCAGCACACAGUGUCUGACUGGGACCAUCCUUUUCAUUGCUCUCCUGAUUCUUUUUCUGCUGCUGGCUCUGGCUCUUCUGUGGUGGUUCUGGCCCCUUUGCUGCACGGUGGUGAUCAAGGAGCCGCCGCCACCGCCGCCUCCAGAGCCUGAAUCAGAUGAUGAAAAUGGAUUGCCAAAGAAAAAAUGGCCAACUGUGGAUGCAUCUUAUUAUGGAGGUCGAGGUGUUGGUGGGAUUAAGAGGAUGGAGGUGCGAUGGGGAGACAAGGGCUCAACAGAGGAAGGAGCUAAAUUGGAGAAGCCCAAAAAUGCUAUUAUUAAGUUGCCAGAACAGGAGUAUGAGCCAUGGGAACCCAAGCCGAAAAAGCCCCAUGUGAGAAAACCACCUUCCCAACGGAAAUGGUAUACUCCGAUCAAGGGCAAACUUGAUGCACUGUGGGCUUUGGUUCGACGAGGCUAUGAUCAAGUCUCUCUUAUGAGACCACAGCCAGGGGAUAAGGGAAGAUGCAUAAACUUCACUCGGGUGAAAUCGGAUGGAACUUCUGCCCCUUACAGCCCACCGCCAAAGCUGCCGCAGCGCGAUGAUGUUCCUCUCAACAACGCUCCAAGGAAUCUUUCUUCUCCCGUGUCUCUGCAGCCCCCUUCCAGGCAGCCACCUCCUGGACCACCCCCAUCCCGAGCCCCUCCUGGACCUCCUCCUUCACGUCCACCCCCGCAGCCCAUGGCUUAGAGUGCAGCAAAACCCUGAUCGACAAAACACGUCUCUGCUGAACACGGCAUAUUUAUUGAGUAUUGGUUUACAGUUAAAGAUAUCGGAAUUUGUUGCUGGUCAGCAAAAAAAGAAGAAAAAAAAAAAAAAAAAAGAAAAAUUGCCAAGUGUCAAUUUUAGUGUAUGAAUAUAUUUAUACCACACGUGCUGAGUAAACAUUCAGUGGAUAGAUUCAGAGCUAUGGGGUAUAGAAACAAACCAAAAUGAUCAUCUAGAUACAAUAGCAGAUUUUGUAUGUAUGCAUUUGAAGACCUAUUUACAUGUGACAUUUGUCUGACUUGGUAUGUCAGAUCAUUCAUUAAUAACUUUAGCCGGUACAUGUGCAUCAGUUGUUUUGAUAGCUGCCACCUGCAAGUUGGUUAAACAUAGUUCAUUGAGGAAUUUGCUUUCUUUUCCCCAAUAGUACUGCAUCCAGAUGUUAACAUGGAACAAUAAUUGCAAAGAUAACUUUCUGCCUUCGGUUCUGCAGGUGGAAUUUCCAUGAAAGUUUAUAAGACUAUAACAGUAAUGAGGUAAAAUUAGACUAUGUGCCAAUAAU
Antrostomus carolinensis (chuck-will's-widow) is the source of this 2090-nucleotide messenger RNA. RefSeq names its product anthrax toxin receptor 1. Gene Ontology annotation, molecular function: transmembrane signaling receptor activity. The annotation marks the transcript as partial. Gene Ontology annotation, cellular component: plasma membrane; cell surface. The record is from RefSeq and is a predicted model, not a curated record. The transcript has 17 exons. Lineage: Eukaryota; Metazoa; Chordata; Aves; Caprimulgiformes; Caprimulgidae.